This is a messenger RNA of Dentiscutata erythropus, 132 nucleotides long. The record is from the annotation of a GenBank genome assembly. NCBI's taxonomy places the organism in Eukaryota, Fungi, Glomeromycota, Glomeromycetes, Diversisporales, Gigasporaceae.
CCUUUUGAUGAUGAUAAUGAGCUUUUGUCUUAUUUGGAUCAUCGAGAAAAUAGCAAUAAAAUCAACCGACCUAAAUAUAGAAAUACAAAGAUUAUAUUAGGCUUGCUAAUGAAGAUAAAUGGCAAUUAUUAG